Papaver somniferum (opium poppy) is the source of this 1272-nucleotide messenger RNA. RefSeq lists its product as uncharacterized. The record is from RefSeq and is a predicted model, not a curated record. Gene Ontology annotation, molecular function: protein-containing complex binding. Lineage: Eukaryota; Viridiplantae; Streptophyta; Magnoliopsida; Ranunculales; Papaveraceae. The transcript is spliced from 10 exons. The coding region runs from base 174 to 1037 and encodes 287 amino acids. Gene Ontology annotation, cellular component: mitochondrion.
UCAGAAAGUCAUUUCUAUGCUUCAAAAAAAAAGAAAGUCAUUUCUACACUGGAUUGGAUUCCAUUUUUUCCUUUCUUCUGUAAGAAUCCAAGUAUCGAACUAAAAAACUAAAACCAUAUUGAAGUUCUUAAAAUCGAUCUCAGAUAAGAAGAAGUAGAAGCUAAAACCCUAUAAUGAAGUCAAUGAUUUCAUUGUCACGCUUGCUCAAUUCGCAAGCUUCACUCCAGAGACUGUAUGUAGUGCCUGCAUCUAGAAGUGGGAGGUAUUUUACAACGGAUUCAAAUAAGGUAGAUGAACCAUUUAAGGUACCAGAAGCAGAAACUGUACAUGUGCCUCCACCUCCAACAGAAAAGUUACUUGUGCUCGGUGGAAAUGGAUUUGUAGGUUCAAAUAUCUGCAAAGAAGCCUUAGACCGUGGUUUGUCUGUCUCUAGUCUUAGCAGGAGUGGAAGGUCAAACGUAAAUGAAUCCUGGGCUAACAAUGUGGUCUGGCAUAAAGGGGACCUUCUCGAACCUGAUUCCUUAAAGGAUAUCCUGAAAAAUGUCACUUCGGUGAUAUCAUGUGUUGGAGCUUUUGGGUCAAAUUCAUAUAUGUACAAAAUCAGCGGAACAGCUAACAUCAAUGCAAUUAGAGCUGCUUCAGAACUAGGUGUUAAAAGAUUUGUCUAUAUCUCGGCUGCUGAUCUUGGUGUAGCAAAUUAUUUGAUGCAAGGAUAUUAUGAGGGCAAGCGAGCUGCUGAAACUGAGUUGUUGACAAGGUUCCCAUAUGCUGGAGUAAUUCUCAGGCCAGGAUUUAUUCAUGGUACCCGUAAGGUUGGAAGUGUAAAGUUACCUCUUGGUCUCAUUGGAUCACCAUUGGAGAUGGUUCUUCAACAUGCUAAACCCUUAAGCCGAGUACCAUUGGUGGGUCCUUUGCUCACACCUCCUGUAAGUGUAAAUGCUGUCGCGAGGGUCGCUGUUAGAGCUGCGACUGAUUCCGUGUUUCCUCCUGGCAUCGUAGACGUGUAUGGUAUACUACGCCAUGGCCAACAAAAGUGAGCAGAGCAUUAUGUUUCUUUUUGUUUGAGUUCAGCGAAAUAAAUAUAUCAGCAGAUGAUUUUAGAUAUCUUUUUCUUAAAAUGGAUUAUAUUUAGACACUGAUCUCACAAUCUUUUUAUGUACAAAAUUGAAAUUCCAGUUUUGAACAAAAAUUGCAUGUAAUAAUAAAAGUGGGAUACAUGGACCAAUAAGUUUCACUCCCCACUGUUCUCUACCUAAAUUCCUCGUUUUUCCA